GGAUCAGACAUAGAAGCAAACAUGAUCAAGUUCGUUGUAUUAGCACUCGCUGUGGCUGUAGCUUCUGCUACACCAAAAAUGCUUCCUCGUUUGGAUGGAAGGAUCGUCGGUGGAAAGGAAACAACCAUCGAACAAUACCCAUACCAACUAUCUCUUCAGUACUACGGAAGCCACAUCUGCGGCGCUUCCAUCAUCAGCAACAAGUACGUUGUCACCGCUGCUCACUGCACCGAUGGAUCUUCGGCUUCCUCCUUGAGCAUCCGCGCUGGAUCAUCGAUCCGUAACUCCGGUGGAGUUGUCAUCGCCGUCAAGAAGAUCCACCAAAAUCCAAAAUAUAACUCUAGAACCAUCGACUACGAUAUCUCCGUUAUGGAACUCGUCAGCCCAUUGUCCUUCGGAAGCGGAAUCCAAACAGUUUCUUUGCCAAAGAACGGUGAAGCCGCCACUGUAGGAGCUGAUGCUAUCUGCACCGGCUGGGGUACCACCAGCGAAGGAGGUUCUCUUCCAUCCAAACUUCAAACCGUUACCGUUAAGGUAGUUUCCACCAAGGAAUGUAGCGAUGCUUAUGGAGUUGGUGAAAUCACUGACCGUAUGAUCUGCGCUGGAGUUGGAGGUGGCAAGGAUGCCUGCCAAGGUGACUCUGGUGGUCCAUUGGUCUCUGGUGGAAAACUCGUUGGUAUCGUUUCCUGGGGUUACGGAUGCGCUCGUCCAUCUCAUCCAGGAGUUUACUCUCGCGUUUCCAACCUUCGCGAAUACAUCACCCAGACCGCUGGUAUCUAAAUCCGAAAAUAUAUCUCCUUUGAAUAAAUUAUACGAAUAACUAAAUAUACUUCUUAAUGAAAAUCUA
Nicrophorus vespilloides is the source of this 847-nucleotide messenger RNA. RefSeq names its product trypsin-2-like. The coding region runs from base 22 to 780 and encodes 252 amino acids. Lineage: Eukaryota; Metazoa; Arthropoda; Insecta; Coleoptera; Silphidae. The record is from RefSeq and is a predicted model, not a curated record. The transcript has 3 exons. Gene Ontology annotation, biological process: proteolysis. Gene Ontology annotation, molecular function: serine-type endopeptidase activity.